GAGGAGGUGAAGGUGAAGAUGAAGGAGCUGAACGAGCACAUCGUGUGCUGUCUGUGUGCCGGGUACUUCAUCGACGCCACCACCAUCACCGAGUGCCUGCACACCUUCUGCAAGAGCUGCAUCGUGAAGUACCUGCAGACCAGCAAGUACUGCCCCAUGUGCAACACCAAGAUCCAUGAGACGCAGCCGCUGCUCAACCUGAAGCUGGACCGUGUCAUGCAGGACAUUGUGUACAAGCUGGUGCCCGGCCUGCAGGAGAGUGAAGAGAAGAGGAUCCGGGAGUUCUACCAGUCCCGCGGCCUCGACCGGGUGACGCAGCCCAGCGCUGCCUGCCGACUCCUGACAGCAAAGUCAAUAAGCGGCAGCGCUGGGAGCUGCGCUGGGAUCGAUGGCUGCAGCUCAGCUGCCAGCUCAGCCACGUGCCUGCCCUGCUGCCACCCCGACCGUGAUGGGAAGCACGGGGUGCUCGGAUCAGGGCGGCCCCCACCUCUAGGGUGGGAUGAGAGCCAUCGGGGCUGUGUGCCAGGCUGUGCCCAGGGGGGUGGCAACAGGGUUACGGCCCCUGGGCGUGCACAGGAGCCCCCGGGCUGCCCCUUCUCUUUCCUCUGCAGCUCCAGCAAGGACAAGAGCAAGGCUGUUCUGCAGCAGAAGUACGUGAGGUGCUCCGUGCGGGCGCAGAUCCGGCACCUGCGGAGGGUCCUCUGCCACCGCCUGGGGCUGCAGCUGCAGCACGUGCAGAUCCUGUUCAACGGCGAGGCGCUCCCCGACCACAUGACAAUGAAGCAGCUCUGGCUCUCACGCUGGUUUGGCAAGCCUGCACCGCUCCUGCUGCACUACAGCAUCAAGGACAAGAGGAGGUAGGGGCUGGGGGCGG
Molecule: messenger RNA, 874 nt
Organism: Meleagris gallopavo (turkey)
Lineage: Eukaryota; Metazoa; Chordata; Aves; Galliformes; Phasianidae
Source: RefSeq, a predicted model, not a curated record